Molecule: messenger RNA, 6811 nt
Organism: Orbicella faveolata
Lineage: Eukaryota; Metazoa; Cnidaria; Anthozoa; Scleractinia; Merulinidae
Source: RefSeq, a predicted model, not a curated record
AUAAAAAAAUAAAAAAUUGUAAAAAAUUGUAUCUAUUUUGUAGACAAUGUGAUAAACACAAUGUUGGUCUUGCUUUACUUCCUUGAAUGUAGUAAAAGAACUACUAAUGAGUUUGCCUCAGACAUUGCCACUGGCAAUAUCAAUAGGUUAUUCACAAAAAAAUCCACACACCCCCAACAGAUGGACAUGCUUUUUGACUGCCCCUUCCAACUGGAUCUCCUCAAGUACUAGACCCCCCUCCUGCCAGGAUUUCCAAGGCAAAAGAACCCCCCCCCCAUGCCUGGAUUUCCCAAAAAAAUUAUGGGCCUUAAAUUUCAUUUAUAUUCAGUAGAAUUCUUUGCACAAUCAUAUCCAGAAUAUGCUCUUGUGUAAUUUCUAAAGCUUCAGCCAAUAUUAAGCUUACAAUUAUUAUGUAGAACUCAAUAAAACAAGCUAAAUACAAAUACAUUUUUGGACUCGUAGCUUUUUGAAAACAUGUGACUUGUUUCUUACACAGCGCAAAAUAUGUGUCCAAAUUUAAAGGAUAAGACUUUCGGUAACUCGAAUAAAUAUUUUACCUCUAAGCUGGGUUUCUAAUAAGGUGAGGGAACGAAAUUGUGUGGAAUAUUGGAGGCAAACUGUGUGGGAGAACACUUCGAUUGACUGCAUGGAAUUGUGCGGAUUGUGCAAUCUUUUGAUGAACAAAAUUUAAAUUUCAACUGUUCUUGCCAAGUGCUACAGCAAGGAAAUUCUGCAUUGACAGUAUAUAUAGUUUAGCUUAGUUUAUUUCCCUAGAAGUUCAAAUACACCUAGCCCGGGACAUCCAAACGAUGGAAAUCAAUGAUUGGAAAACCAAUCGAUCAAUCGGUAUCAAUCGAUAAAAUUAGUUAAUUGGUAUCAGUUGGUAUCGGUCAAUCAAUGAACAAUCGAUAACCACGCAAAAACUGUUCAUCGAUUGCUAUUGAUUGGCACAGAAACCUCGAACAGACGUCACACAUGCUACUUGUCCGAUCAUCCGCCAUUUUUAGGAAGCCAGUGCCAACCCAGUCUUCUCAACGCAAAGAAUAUACCCUGUUGCACGUGUACUUGAAUUACCCACUUGCCCGUCAUUGCCUUUCCAUGUCAUUUCUGUGUCAUUCUUAACCAUCGUGGACAGCUCAGCUUAUUUUAUUUCUUUCAGACACAAUUGGCACCUUCAUAGAUUUUUUGUUUGUAUGUUUAUGAUCUUUGUUUUAAGCACGAUUAGGUUUGUUAUUAUCAGGCUAGGCAUUUUCUGCUUUAUUCAUUAUUUUGCAUCAACUCAUGCUGUUGUUAGCAAUUUCAUUGUUUGCCAAAUUACAACUUCUGUUACCAGAAUUUUUCUGUGAAGGCGCAAUGCAACCACUUUCCAUCUUUUGAAGUCUGUAGUAUUGGCCCGUGUCCGCUCUGGUAAAUAGCUUUCCACUUUGGAUAACGUUUUCAAACUUCAAACGUUUCUGUUUUUGGUUGACGUUUUCAUGGGAUAUGUGUGGACGGGGGAAGCAAGAACAGGAACAGCUUUUGAGUUGUCAAAGGAAAAUGGAUACCUGUGGACAGUGCUUUGAAGAAAAAGAAGAGAGUAUUGUUCUCCUGUUAACUUUGAAAGCAUUAAAAUGAAAUGUGUUUACAAUUACUGAGUACAAGGAUGUGAUAUUUAUGUGCCAAUUCCAUCAAUCUGCAGCCAAUCGAUAUCAAUUUAUCUAUUGAUUGUUAUUGAAAAUCGAUACCAAUCAAUAACAACACAAAUCUUCACCAUUGAUUGGUCAUCGAUUAACAUAGAUGAGGACCACCAGAUGCCAACCUUGUUAAGCUUAAUUGGUGGCAAAACGUACACAUUGUUGAGAGAUCUUCUGACACCAGACUAACCAGCUAUGAAGAGCUUCCAGGAGAUCGUCAGAACCCUUCAACAACACUUUAGUCCUAAACCAUUAGAAAUAGCAGAAUGUUUUUGUUUUUACAAAUGAAACCAGCGUGUAGGAAAAACUGUGUUGACCUAUGAAGCCGAUCUGAAGAAGCUAGCAGCCCACUGCAAUUGACGGGUUGGUCUGUGGCCUUCGCAAUGUACAGAUACAAAAGUGUUUGCUCUCAGAAGCCAAACUGAAAUAUACCAAGGCUUUGGAGAUUGCCGUAGCGAUGGAAACAGCCAUUCUUGAUGCUUCGGAAUUGCAAAGUGAAUUUCAGCUAGAACAACCUAGAGUUGACGAGAUAUCAGAUAAUAGCAAAACAACUCCAGUACUUCCCCCACUGCCGAACCCCACUGCUAACGCUUGUUAUUGGUGUGAAGGAGACUCGCACGCAACACACAAUUGCAGAUUCAAGGACCAGACAUGCUAUCAUUGCGGAAAGGUGGGACACAUUUCAAGAGUCUGUUGCUCGAAACAACAAGGUAAGCCCAAACAAAUGUAGAGAACACAGCAAAACACCCAAGAACAUACUAUUGAAUACAGUAAGAUCGAUGAAUAUGAAGAUUUAUUAAGCUUGAAGAUACAUAAUGUGGGCAACCUGAGCAGAAAUGUUAUCUGGGUAGAUUUAAAAGAAGAGGGGAAACCUCUGAAAAUGGAACUGGACAUGGGCUCGGCAGUGUCGAUUAUCAUGAAUUGUACUUGAAGAAAUUUAAUGACAUACCUUUGCAGAAAACUAAAUUGUUGUUAAAAACUUGCACUAGGGAGAACAUUACUCCUGUUGGAGUGCUUAGAGUACAUGUUGAGUACAAAGGCCAGCAACCAUUACUGUUGGAUCUGUUUGUCGUCAAGGGCAAGGGCCCUGUGUUGAUGGGGAGGGAUUGGCCCUACAAGAUACGCUUAGAUUGGUGUGCCAUCAAUUCACUGAACAUUUCACAGGCUGCACUAACUGCCAAAGAGCAUCUGCAAUCCAUGCUAGACAAAUACUCGGAUGUUUUUGAAGAUAAACUUGCAACAUUCAAAUCAGCUAAAGCAAAGCUAGCCUUCAAAGAAGACACCCAAGCUCGUUUCCACAAAGCUCGAGCUGUGCCAUAUGCCUUGAGACCAAAUGUUGAAGAGGAACUGAGAAGACUUCAGAAUGAAGGCAUUCUCACGAAAGGCGAGUGGAGUGAGUGGGAAAUUCCCAUUGUACCCGUCCCAAAGAAAGAUGGAUCAGUACGAAUAUGCGGUGAUUACAAAGUUACAGUGAACCCAGAGCUACAAGCUGAGCAGUACCCCUUACCCUGCAUUGAAGACAUCUUUGCAAGGCUUUCUGGUGGGCAGAGAUUCUCAAAGAUCGACAUUUGUCAAGCAUACCACCAACUAGAGAUGGAAGAAGAUUCUAAGAAAUAUCUCACUAUCAACACUCAUAUGGGCCUGUUUCAGUACAACCAACUAGUGUUCGGCAUCACAUCUGCACCCGCUAUCUGGCAGCAUACGAUUGAUCAAGUGCUGGAAGGAACAUCUGUACAAGUUGUAUCCUUGAUGAUAUGAUCAUUACAGGAAGGAAUGAUGAAGAACACCUGGCAAAUUUGGAAGAAGUCCUGUGACGGCUACAGCAUCGUGGCUUAAGAGCAAACAAGGCAAAGUGUGAGUUCUUCAAGGAGAAGAUAACCUACUGUCAGUAUGAUAUCGACAGCAAUGGCCUACACAAGUCAGCGGAGAAAGUAGAAGCAGUUUUGAAAGCACCAUGCCCAAACGAUGUAGCUAAAGUAAGAUCGUUCCUUGGGUUAAUCAAUGAUUAUCACAGGUUCCUGCCUAACCUGUCAAUGGCAGUGCAUCCCCUGCAUCAACUCUUGAAGAAGAUUCACAAAUGGAAAUGGACAAAACAAUGCCAUGAAGCAUUCCACAAAGUGAAAGAAGUGAUCACUUCAGAGAAAGUUCUAACCCACUACGAUCCAAGCCUACCACUCACAAGAAUUGAGGAAAAGUAUGCACAGAUUGACAAAGAAGCCAGUAGUCUGGAGGGUCAAGAAGUUUCAUGUAUAUUUGUUCAGGUGCUCGUUCUCCCUGUGUACAGAUCAUUAGCCAUUAACGUCACUCUUUCAUCUGCAGAAAAGCAUCCCUGUUGUCACUGCAGUUCAACUUCAACAUUAUGCUUUGUUCCUGGCCGGCUAUGAUUACACAAUUGAAUACAGAACACUAAAGUUCAUAGUAAUGCUGAUGGUCUUUCCUGUCUCCCUCUUGAAGCAGAAAUCAGAAAUGAAGAAGUGGUAGACCCAGUGGGAGUCUUCAAUUUGUUGCAGUUCAAUCCACUACCAGUCACUGUGGACAGCGUCAGUAAAGGAUGGCCAUACAACCAUGUUCCUGAACUCAACCCCUUCUUUAUGCAUAGAGAUGAGAUCACAUUACAGUCAGCCUGCCUAAUGUGGGGAAUAAGAGUCAUAAUACCUCCCAAGCUGCACCCACAAGUCCUCAAAGAUCUUCAUUAGGGACAUAUCAGAGUCGUGAAGAUGAAAGCCAUUGCCCGGAGUUAUAUCUGGUGGCCUGGUAUCGACAAGGAAAUUGAACUGACUGCUAAGUCCUGCCCUGGCUGCCAACUAACACAGAGAGAGCCUAGUACAGUACCAGUGCACCCAUGGGAAUGGCCUUCGUUGCCCUGGCAAUGAAUUCAUAUUGAUUUUGCAGGACCGUUCCUUAACAGCAUGUUCUCGGUGGUAGUGGAUGUGCAUUCAAGAUGGCUAGAGGUAGAGAGAAUGAGUUCUACCACUUCAGAGAAGACCAUUGAAACCCUUCAGAUGUUAUUUGCCAGGUAUGGAGUGCCAGCCCAGUUAGUAAGUGACAUUAUCAUGACACGUAUGGCCCUGUGUGCAAUUUCCUCAGAAAACCAUAAGAAAAAGGGCCUCGUAUGAGGGCCGUACACGUUGAAGUGAUCAGGCUGGAAAAACACGCACCGCCCUACUAGAAAUGCAUAUGGCCCUACAAAGAAUGCAUAUGGCAAAAUCGAUGCGAGUUAAUGACAAAAACAAUUUUGUUGCUGCAAAAUUUUGUUCUCUUCAAAAUGAGUGAUGAAAGUGAACAUUCUGAGAGGUAAUUUUACUAUCCAGACAAACUGUCCGAUACAGAACUACUUCAGUCGCCAACUCAGGGUCCAAAAUUGCGACUGACUGGUUGCCAAUGCAACUAAAAAUUAAGUGUUGGCAACCAGAAUUUUAAAACUGGUCGCCAAGAGGCGACUAACCUUUUGUCCUCUGGGCAUUUGAAAUUCCGAGGUAAAAGGGCUUUUUUUAAAGAGAAAACAUGAAGCUCCUGUGGACAAUUGUGGUAAAACGAAGUGAGGAUUUUGCGAUCGCCAUAUUUACCCAGCGCCAUAUUGUGUCAGUGGCUUCUCCCUAUACGGAUAUUGCGGGCGAAAAUGAGACUUAGUGAAAUUGUGACAAGUUGUGACGAGAUUGAAAGCGUUGGCGGAAACACGUGCGCUUAAUUCUUAAUACUUUACCUAAAUUCCAGUAAAUUUCAGCUCUGAAAUAUAAGUUGAGGUAUUAUCUUACCAUGUACUACAUGUGCAAAAGAUGGCUAUCAGCUCUUUGCGAUCAUUUUGUGAUUUGCUGCUCCCAGGAGACGAAACAUCCAUUCUGAGAUGUUUCGACGACUUAGAUAAAUGCUUGAUUGUACAAUCAGAUUUAGUAGAUUUGGCUAAGCUGCCUCGGGAUGACCUUGGAAUGAGCUUAAUACCAGAUGACAUCGCUGCUAAGCCUUUGGCUUAUGGAAAUCCUGUGGCACUGUAAUCAACUGGAAACGGCAAUUGCUUAUAGAGUUAGGUCUCACUACUCAUUUUGUGGCGAUGAAUCUCGUUGCUGGAGAGUUGUAUUUCAAUGCUGAAUAUUAUGCCAAUCACAAAAUUUUUUUAACUAAACGGAAAUAAUAAGAGAAAGAAAUCCAAAGCCUUUGCUAGAAUGUUGACAAACACGCUCAUUGAGAUGUAGGACUCUGUUACUGUUACACAGCUUUUGUGAGUCUCUCCUUUAAUAGCUGUAUGUAUAUUGCGUUGAAUGAAAACAUUUUGUUGAAAGGUUAAAUUUUGUGCUUUACUAUAAAUUAAGGUAAAUUAUACCCUGGGAAACCACAAAAAGGCGACCAAACCUUUCCAUCUGGCGACCAAAAUUUUUAGGUUAGUCACCAGUUGACUCCGUUAGGAAAAGGUUAAUUUCAGACCCUGCAACUCACUCUGAAAGCAAAGAAAGAAAGUCAACACUCCUCACAAAUGAAGAAGUUUACAACUUUGUCAGAAGCCAACAGCAAGCAAACAGGUGGUCAAGAAAACAACUUUUCAGGAUGAACUGUGUGAUAGUUAAUCUUUGGAAUAAGCAAACAGUCUUGAGGUGAAACUUCUUUCAGUGGAAAGUAUCAAAGAAUUCACCCUAGGUCAAAAGCAAGAAAACAAUGCGAAGAAAACAAAGCAUGAUAUAUUAAGUUAAAUGUUUUUUUUUUUUGAGUUUCCAGAGCUUCUGGGAGAAGUUAUUUAAACCAGAGAAAUCACAAACGUACUGUUGAGUCGUGGUAAAUAUUAAGGGGGGAGGAGUUGUGGAGUGUUUGGCCAGCAGCUGACAUUAGUGAGCAUGUGCACUCAUGCAUGUUUCUGUAACCAUGUGCUUUGAUUCACAUUAAACUGAAUACGUGACAGGGUUGGCUUUGGCUUUCUAAAAAUGGCAGAUGAUCAGACAGGUAGUGUGUGUGACGUCUGUUUGAGGUUGCUGUGUAUGCACACAUGUACUAUUUACAGUGGUUGCUACUUACCUUGCAGAUGGGAGAUGUACUUGAAAAUAAUAAUUGAAUUCCAUAGUAUAUUUUAAUAGAGUAGUUUGUUUUAAGGUGGCUGAACACAGUUUUUGAUACCUGUGUUUCAUUCACCUUUUUCUCUAAAACCCUUGAUA